GGGGCCGCAGGAGACGGGGCAGCAGCAGCAGCAGCAGCAGCACGCGCCCAUCCUGAGUGAGACGGGUCGUGAGGGGUUCAUGUGCUGCGCUCUCGAAGACGGCUCCAGCUACGAGUGCCCUGCCUGCAGGGGGGUGGUGCUGCUGACACGCAGGCAGCAGCAUGAGCGGUUCUGGUGCCAAGGGAGGUCGGCAGCGGGGGGAGGGCUGCGGGAGGAGGAGGGAGAGGAGGCGGACAUGGGGGAAGAGGAGGGGCGGUGGCAGGGAGGAGGAAGAGGUGGAGUAGAAGGAGGAGGAGAGGCGAUGGCGGAAGGUUGAGGACUUGAGGAGGCGGGAAGAGGGGCGGAGGGCAAGUGUGGGUGACCUUGUG
Messenger RNA from Astrephomene gubernaculifera, 368 nucleotides. The record is from the annotation of a GenBank genome assembly. NCBI's taxonomy places the organism in Eukaryota, Viridiplantae, Chlorophyta, Chlorophyceae, Chlamydomonadales, Astrephomenaceae.